This is a messenger RNA of Vitrella brassicaformis, 2863 nucleotides long. Lineage: Eukaryota; Vitrellaceae. The record is from the annotation of a GenBank genome assembly.
GACUGCACGCAGACUGAAUGAAAUGAACGAAUGGACAAGAGCGAGCAAUGGAGUGAGCGAGGGCAUGUCCCGAUGGGGCGAGGCGACAGAUAGUGUGCGUGUCGACGCCGGUGGCUCUCUGUGUUGAUGAAUGACACACACAAAAGGCUCACUCGUGUACACUAGCUGGAAUUAACUCAUAUAUAUGACAUGGGGAUACGGGCACACAACAAUCAUUCACCCCCUCCCCCCGUCUGGUCUGUCCACUGCUACGCUACACAAACUCUUCGCACCCUCCCCCCGACCCAACCCACUCCCUCCCUCCCCUCAACGUGCGCACGCUUAAACACACUCUCACAACCAUACACUCAUUCAUCAUGUCCCGGACGGACGAUAAAUAUGCCCUCACACACACACACACACACACGUGAUACUCGACCCUCUACACGACACGACAGGCCGGCAGACAAACACGUCCACCCCCCAUCAGUCGAUCGGACCCCAUCCCCCGCCCCCCAUCAUCCCGACCAUCACCGCCACGGCGGCGUGGUCCCCCUCCCAGCCAUCCUCUGCCCCCCAACGCCGCCCCCUCCUCCAAACCCGCUCGUCACACUCGCCGCAUCAUGCGCAGCGGCCGCCAGCUGGGCCGCCUGCACCUGGGCCUGCUGCACCUGCUGCGCCUGGCCAAAAUCCAUCAUGUAGCCCCCGUGCAUCGCGUGUGGUGUCCCCGCACCGGCACCACCGGCGCCAGCACCAGCAACAGCAGCACCGGGCUGGCUCGCCAUGGGCGUGUUGGACGACGGGGGGUAGUGGGCGGCGCGGGGGAAAGCCGCGGCCGCUGCUGCUGCUGCCGCUUGUGGCGGCCCCCUGGCGAAUUGGCCCAGGUAUGGGGGCGGGGCUGCCGGGGCCGCCUGGGGGGAGUAGCCCAUGGCGGCGGCUGCGUGCAUCUCGGCUGCCGAGUAUGCCGCUGCUGCUGCUGCUGCGGAUUGCAUGUCGGUUGCUCCGUGGAGGGGCGGCAUGCCUCCCGACUCGGGGCCGCCGUGGUGCAGGCGGUUGAGUAUGAGCACGUGGGCGCUGUGGACGGACCGGAGAGGGCCUGAUCGAUGUAAAGAGAGACAGGGAGACAGGGAGAUAGAGACAUAGAGAGAUGCGGAAAGGUGUGUGUAGUGGUUGUGGUUGUGGUUGUGCUGUUGUGCGCACCCGAGAUGGUGACUCUUCGGUCGGUGCCGUUGACGAGAUCAUUCUUCUGCGAUAUCUGGACCUUGGCGCCGCUUGUCUGCGCACACCAGACGGGAGCUCACCAAAUGAAAGGGUACAAACAGACGGCUUGUGCGUGGACAGGUACCGUGAUGAUGUCGUUGAGGACGGCGCCGCUCUUGCCGAUGACGGAGCCCACGUUCGCAUUUGGCACGGUCGUCGUGAUCUCACAAUGCUGCUGAUACAAAUCUGGGACGACCAACACACACGACGCAACGCACAUACAAGCAUCACGACCCACACCACACCACACCACACCACACACGCAUAGUUUUCUCUCUGUCUGCUUGCCUGGAGGUAUCAUCCCGAACUGUGGCGGCAGCGCGGCCGCCCCGCUGAGCCCAUGAUAGGUCAUCAUCUGCUGAUACUGAUGCGGCGGCGAGUGUGGGCCCCCGUACCCACCCAUCAUAUCGUGGCCGUGGCCGUGACCAUGGCCGUGCCCAUGGUGCCGGUCCGGCCCGCCCCACCUGUCCCCGCCCCUCUCGCCCCCCCUCUCGCCCCUGUCAGGCGGCCCAUAGGUGACGUGCAGGUUCUCCUUGAGGUUGGCGUCUGACUGUAUCUCGCGCAGCACCAUCUCGGCCGCAGCCUGGAUGCACCCGAAGGACCCGCUGAUGUGACACACGCGCUCCGUCAACGACUCGUUCUCCAACCUGCACACAGGGAUAACGUGGGCAGGCUGUGGUGAGGCUGGUUUGUGUGCCUUUGACCGACCUGUUGGAGACUUGUAUUUUGGCGCCGCUGUCGUCCUGCAUGCGUUUGAUCUCGGCGCCGCCCUUGCCGAUGAUGCAGCUGACGGCGCUGUUGGGGACCACGACCUUGACCGUCAGCUUCGACUCGUCCGACGCUGAAGGGUCCUGACCCUGCGCAACGUCACGCACCUUGCUCUGAUGAUCACCAUCACACAUCACACACAACAGGCAGACGAUAGGUGGAUCACAUCACUGAAUGGAUGAGCGGAUGGUUGAGAGUGUACCAGUAUGAUGUUCAUGGCUUUGAUGAUUUGUUCGAUUUUGCCGCCCAUGACGACCACUCGGUCCAUGGUGUGUGGGAAGUAGUGGCUGCUCGGGCUCAGCUUCAUGAUCACACCCGUCGUCUCCUCGAUCUCGGCUAUCACAGCACCUGCAUCACACACACAGACACAGACACACACACACACACACACACACAACAACAGCACAGCUCAUGUGUGUGUAUGCGCCCUUUGGUUCUCUGCCCUCCUCCCUCCGUCUGUCUGCCUGUCCCUCCCUCGCUCCCACCCUCCCUGCCCCCUCAGUGCCUCCUAUACCACUCUUGCCGAUGAUAGAUCCCGCCACGAGGUUGUUGACGAGCAUCUUGAGGUAGCACGGCCCGUCGCUGAGUCCCUGCUUGCCAAACCUGUCCCUCCCAUGCCCCAGCGAGGCCGACGAGGCCGACCCGCCGCCAUCGACAGAGAUCCUCCGCCGCUUGGCGGCGCUCUCCUCGCCGUUCUCGCCGUUGACUUCUGCUGCCUGCUGUGCGUGGGUGCCGUCCAUCUCCUUGAAUGUUGGCGGCUCCGAUGACAUGAUCACGCCAUGCACUCACUGACAGACGCACGAGCCACUCCUGAUAGUCGCCGUGCCGUCUUGGCAGCUCGAGGGGAAGCAGAGAC